This is a messenger RNA of Nothobranchius furzeri (turquoise killifish), 543 nucleotides long. It is a transcript of the gene higd2a, whose product is annotated as HIG1 hypoxia inducible domain family, member 2A. Gene Ontology annotation, cellular component: mitochondrion. Lineage: Eukaryota; Metazoa; Chordata; Actinopteri; Cyprinodontiformes; Nothobranchiidae. The record is from RefSeq and is a predicted model, not a curated record. Gene Ontology annotation, biological process: mitochondrial respirasome assembly.
AGAACACCGGAAGUAGACGGGCUGACGUCACUGCCCCCAAAUUCGAGAUGGCUGCUACAACAAGACCCUCGGAACCUGAGUCACACGUCAAAGAACAGCCUCCAGGAGCUCUGCCGUUUGUCCUGUCUCAGCCUCCGGUCAUCGAAGGUUUCCGUCAAUCUCCGAAGCUCAAAGAUGAGACCUUCAAAGAAAAGUUCAUUAGGAAAACCAAGGAGAACCCUUUCGUCCCCAUAGGUUGUUUGGGAACAACAGGAAUGCUGAUGUACGGUCUCCGUUCCUUCCAUCAAGGAAAAACCAAACAGUCCCAGAUGUUCAUGAGAGGACGUAUUUUUGCUCAAGGCUUCACCGUGGUUGCCAUCAUUGUUGGCAUUUUUGCUACAGCUCUCAAACCCAAGCAGUGAAGAUGGAUGCGGUCUGACACUCGUGAAGUUAUCUCCUUGCCCUGAGAUUGGACCAGAUCCAAUGUGCGAUUGGACUCAGAACAAUCAACUAUAACAUGUUGUGUAUGCAGCGUCCCUUAAAUAAAUUUAAGUAUGAACUUGU